AAGCCCGGCGACCCUGCGUCCGGCGGAGGUGAAGACCGAAGAGUUCCGGUUGCGGAGGCUUCCGUGUUCCGUCCCUCGUUCCCCCUUCCGCCACCGGGCUCCGGCGUGAAGCCAAGGGAAUUCCGGUCAGUCUGUAGUUCUAGAGACACAUAUUUCACAUCCUAUGCCAUGGCGUCUUUACUUUGUUCCCAAAUAAAAUUAAGCAAAGCAUUUGUUAGGAGGAAUGUUGCUGAGAAUGGACAAGUAAGCUUGGCAAGGUCUCUUCGCUGGAACCCUUUGCAAUCAGGCCAUUUUGAAAAUCUUGUGUUGCGAUGCGCCAAGAAUUUGUCUUGGGAGUCUUCCCUUCCAUAUGCUUCCAUGGAGGAUGAUGCCAGCAUAAUCAAGGGUCCAAAUGUUAUUGAACCUAUUGAUACAGAAGAAGCUCCAGAGAUUCCGAUCUUCCAGAGUAAUCAAGAUGUGGUGGAGGUGAAGAACGAACCUUCCAUGCAGCUAACAGCGUUCAAACUGCCAAUGUGGCUGAUAGGGCCUUCUAUUCUGUUGGUUACGGGUAUAGUUCCAACUCUAUGGCUGCCAUUGCCUUCAGUUUUUCUUGGUCCUAACAUCGCUGGCCUUCUAUCUCUAGUUGGACUUGAUUUCAUUUUCAACAUGGGAGCAAUGCUUUUUUUCCUUAUGGCCGACGCAUGCGGUCGCCCAGAGAACAAUAUUUUCGACCUGAAAAAGCAGGUCCCAGUUUCCUAUAGGUUCUGGAAUCUGACUGCUAGCAUAGCAGGCUUUAUUGCUCCAUUUGCCCUGUUUUUUGCAUCUUGUAGGGGCACUCUGCAGCCACAGCUACCAUUCAUUCCAUUUGCAGUGCUGCUUGGACCAUAUCUUUUACUCCUGUCGGUACAGAUGUUGACUGAGAUGCUUACAUGGCGCUGGAAAUCGCCCGUAUGGUUGGUGGCUCCUGUGGUUUAUGAGGGCUAUCGAGUACUACAGUUGAUGAGGGGACUUCAGUUGGCUGAUGAGAUCAGUGCGCCUGGCUGGAUGGUGCAAAGUCUUCGUGGCUUGGUAUCUUGGUGGGUACUCGUCCUUGGAAUCCAAUUGAUGCGCGUUGCUUGGUUUGCUGGACUCAGCUUCACCAGGAAUUCAAGGUUUGGGGUCAGUGAUGAUGUGAACCAGUAAAUAAGAAAACAAAAUUCCCAGUGUGUUUCUGGCACCCAUGAUAGUUCCAACCACUACGGCGCUCUUCAUGUUGAGGAUGGCACGUUUUUAAUUGCUAGACGGCGUGCUGUGUACAGAAAGGCCUGAACAUCGUCGAAAACCUGCAAGGCACCUUGCCUUGGGUAAAUAGUGCGGCUACUCUUAUCCAGGAGCAGGAACUAGGCCAAGAUACUUUGAAUUGUAUAACUCCUGUAGUGCAGGAGCUAGACCAUUUUACUGAGCAGUGAGCAUCAUACUGAACACAGAAACAUCACUGUGUAACAAAUAUAAAAAUAUUUACUUACAUCACCCAGAAGCCA
This is a messenger RNA of Panicum hallii, 1499 nucleotides long. RefSeq lists its product as uncharacterized. The coding region runs from base 169 to 1161 and encodes 330 amino acids. NCBI's taxonomy places the organism in Eukaryota, Viridiplantae, Streptophyta, Magnoliopsida, Poales, Poaceae. The transcript has 2 exons. The record is from RefSeq and is a predicted model, not a curated record.